AUGCCAGGCACUUUUAACGGGACGUAUAUAUUUGCUCAUUUAACGAAAUUUUAUCGCUUAAAUUUUGGUCAAAGUAACAACUUUGGUACUGUACCUAACCCGUCCCUAAGCGCCCAUGCUCACCCGCCUGAUGUAUGGAAAGUCUCAUCACAAUUUGGGCGCUUGAGACAGAGACCGGCAUAUGCAAAGAUUUUUUUUGCUUCAGUGGCGGAGCGGCAUGCGGAACACGUAUGA
Plasmopara halstedii is the source of this 234-nucleotide messenger RNA. RefSeq lists its product as uncharacterized. Lineage: Eukaryota; Oomycota; Peronosporomycetes; Peronosporales; Peronosporaceae. The transcript is spliced from 2 exons. The record is from RefSeq and is a predicted model, not a curated record. The coding region runs from base 1 to 234 and encodes 77 amino acids.